This is a messenger RNA of Lindgomyces ingoldianus, 1090 nucleotides long. Its product is annotated as aflatoxin b1-aldehyde reductase. The coding region runs from base 53 to 1090 and encodes 345 amino acids. NCBI's taxonomy places the organism in Eukaryota, Fungi, Ascomycota, Dothideomycetes, Pleosporales, Lindgomycetaceae. The transcript has 4 exons. Gene Ontology annotation, molecular function: oxidoreductase activity. The record is from RefSeq and is a predicted model, not a curated record.
UGACCACGAAGUUAGUUUGUGAAUUGGAAACUGGAGCAGUGCGAUUGGAAUCAUGGCAACCCAAAACGGAAGCAGCAAUGUGACGGCCAGCAAUGGUGUCCCUCAGACCAAGACCGCACUGAAGGUAGUUUUUGGUGCUAUGACAGUAGGCAAAGAAGGUGCCGAAGGAGCUCGCGUGCAUGACACCAAAGACAUUGCUUCUGUGCUAGAUGUCUUGCAGAAGCACGGCCAUGAUGAAGUCGACACUGCGCGAGUCUACGGUGCCUCCGAAGAACUUCUCGGCCAAGUCAACUGGAAAGAUCGAGGAAUAGUGCUGGAUACGAAACUCAACCCAGGUCGCUUUGGGCCAAAGCCGUAUUCACACAAGAAGAAUGACCUCAAGCGCGGACUCACAGACAGUCUGCAGGCGUUGCAGACCGACAAAGUAGACUUGUGGUAUCUGCAUACGCCGGACCACUCCACGCCGUACGAGGAGACUCUCGAAGCUGUAAACGAGCUCUAUAAGGCGGGUUACUUUCAGCGGUUCGGGAUCAGCAAUUAUGCCGCUUGGGAGGUUGCCCAGAUCUGUGAGAUGUGUGAGCGAAAUGGCUGGAAAAAGCCAGACGUCUACCAAGGCUGCUAUCACGCGUUACAGCGCACGGUCGAGCCGGAGCUGUUCCCUUGUCUUCGACACUACGGAAUCGCGUUUUAUGCGUUCAGCCCCCUUGCUGGCGGUAUGCUCACGGGAAAGUAUCAGCGCGACACCAGCGAGCACGAGCAGGGCAGUCGGUACGAUCCAAACAGGAGGCAGGGCAAGAACUUCCGUGGAAGGUACUGGAACGAACCGUACUUUGCCGCCCUGGAUGUGAUUAGGCCGGUAGCCGAUAAGCUGGGUAUGACGAUUGCUGAGGCUGCACUCCGAUGGUCGAGUCACCAUAGCUUGAUGAAAAGAGAGAACGGCGAUGCCGUAAUCAUUGGGGCGAGUAGUGCGGCACAGCUAGAGGAGAACUUGAGAUAUUUGGAGAAAGAUCCUUUGCCCGACGAGUUAGUGAGAGCGUUUGAUGAAGCAUGGGUGAUUGUGAAAGGAGUUUGCAAGUCGUACUUCAUGUAG